Neoarthrinium moseri is the source of this 1455-nucleotide messenger RNA. RefSeq lists its product as uncharacterized. Gene Ontology annotation, molecular function: oxidoreductase activity, acting on paired donors, with incorporation or reduction of molecular oxygen; monooxygenase activity. Bases 1 to 1455 code for a protein of 484 amino acids. The record is from RefSeq and is a predicted model, not a curated record. Lineage: Eukaryota; Fungi; Ascomycota; Sordariomycetes; Amphisphaeriales; Apiosporaceae. The transcript is spliced from 2 exons.
AUGCCUAAACCGGUUACCAAGCAGAUCAAGCUCUGCUUCUUCGAGACUGCCUGCACCGGUAAUCACCUGAGUCCAGGACAGUGGCGGGACGAAAACGAUAACUCCCGAUCCAAAGACCGCAUAGACUACUGGUUGAACGUUGCUCGGCUUGCGGAGAAGGGCAAAGUACUGGCUGUCUUUUUCGCGGAUGCAUAUGGUCAACACACAAUAUAUGGCGGCAAUGCCGACGCCAUAUUCGCUUCCGGCACCCAAGUCGCACAAUUCGAUCCCAUGAUCCUAGUUCCCGCCAUGGCAUCAGUAACGAAGUCUGUAUCGUUCGGUGUCACCGGCAGUACAAGCUACUUGAACCCCUAUAUCUUGGCACGAACGUAUGCUGGCAUGGAUCACUUAUCCCAGGGACGAGUAGCGUGGAACGUCGUCACGAGCUGGUCCAAGAGUGCGGCCCAUGCUCUUGGACAGGAAGAUGUCACACCUCAUGACGAAAGAUACGCUUCGGCUCACGAAUAUAUGGAUGUUUGCUACAAGCUGUGGGAAAGCAGCUGGGCCGACGAUGCCCAAGUCUGGGAUCGCGAGCGCCGGGUGGCCUACGAUCCCGCCAAGAUCCGCAAGAUUGAACACAACGGAAAGUACUUCAAUAUAAACGGCACCCAUCAGACGCACCCGUCUCCGCAGCGCACCCCCCUUAUCUUCCAAGCGGGCUCAUCAAAGGCCGGCCAGGGCUUCGCCGCCAAGCAUGCCGAGGCCAUCUUUAUUGGUGGCUUGAUACCCAAGCACACCACCGAGGCCGUGAAGAGUAUUCGCAAAUCAGCUACAGAAAAUGGUCGCGACCCUACAUCCAUCAAGAUUUUUGCUUCUAUGAACCCCAUUCUUGGUCGCACUCUGGAGGAGGCACAAGCAAAAUACAAACGCGCCCUCGAGAAUGCAGAUAUUGUCGGAGCCCUAGCCCAGUUCUCCGGGUUUACUGGUAUCGACAUGUCCAAGUAUCCGCUGGAUGAGCCGUUUCAACUGACUGGCAAACCCGGCGAGAAUACCGUACAGUCGUUGAUCCGCGACUUCCAGGGCGGUGCUGGUGAGAAAGGGGACGAAGUCUGGACCCCUCGACGUUUGGGCGAGUGUAUGUGCUUUGGUGGCUUGCAUCCCGCACCAGUGGGAACGGCUGAGAUGAUAGCCGACGCCAUGCAGGAAUGGGUGGAUGUCGCUGAUGUAGACGGCUUCAACAUUUCUUACACAAGCAACCCGGCUAGUUUUGAGGAUGUGGUAGAGCUCCUUAUCCCCGAGCUUCAGAGAAGAGGGAUGUACUGGAAGGAUUACGCCGUACCGGGCGGUACCAUGCGUGAGAACAUGUACGAAGAGAAGGGCGCCAGCAAGCUCCGUAGUGAUCACUACGGUAGCAAGUUCAAGUAUGACACUUAUUGGGGGAAAGCCAGUGGGACUAAUGGUAUUAAUGGACACUAG